This is a messenger RNA of Guillardia theta CCMP2712, 1110 nucleotides long. RefSeq lists its product as hypothetical. The transcript has 2 exons. The record is from RefSeq and is a predicted model, not a curated record. Bases 1 to 1110 code for a protein of 369 amino acids. NCBI's taxonomy places the organism in Eukaryota, Cryptophyceae, Pyrenomonadales, Geminigeraceae.
AUGCUUGCGCCUAAGGUCGCCCAUGUCUUCCCCCGCCGAGGUCAAGGCCCCGCUCAGCGCAACAGGAAGCCCCUCACCUUCGACAUCAACAAGAUCUCAGGCCUCUUCCACAUGCGCCAGACCGACGCUGCGGACUUCCUUGGCAUCUCUCUCACCACCCUCAAGACGGUGUGCAAGCAGCUCGGGGUGACCCGAUGGCCUCACGCCAGGUCCAAGCAGGACGCGAACCAGCCCUACACGGUCGGGUACGUGUGGAACAGCGGGAGCGACAUGGAGCUGUACAAGGAGCUGUGCCCGCGGGCGUUCGGGAGCGGGACGCCGCCGACGCUGACCGACAGCCCUCUCAGGACCGACCAGCAUCAGGCGGCACAGGGUGUGCGAGGCGAUAGAGGGGGGGUGGAGAGCGGAGGAGCGAACGAGGAGGACGAGGCGGUAGACGAAGUGGUGAUCGACGGCGUGGUCAUCCGGGUCAGGGUCAACGAGGAGGAGUUAGCCUGGGAAGACGACGAGGAAGAGCUACUCGCCAUGCACACGGAGCAGCCGGCAGAGCAGGGCGGGGAACCGAGUGCGGGAUCAGCGGGGGGAGCUUGGUCGAGGAGGUUGCCAGCUAUCAGUACGAGUCGCCGCCACGAGGCGAGCAACGAGCCCGUCAAAAGGAGGGAGGCACAGGCUCAGAGUGCGACGGGAGAAGGAAAGAGGGGAGGAGCCUGGAGGCAGCACGAGGAGAUGUACAAGGAGGUGAUCGAGCACUUGGAGGGGAGGAGCCUGAAGGACACGUACUGGAGAGGGGCUCCUCCACGGCUUGUGGGCUUCAACUCAGAUGCGAUACUGCCGGUAUCACCAACGUUGCAGCUGUCAGACUUCGUCCACAUAAGAGGCCGGGUUACGACGGUCCGAUCAGAGGCUACUGAGAGCGUUGCUUGGCCGAGCGGCAACGUUGAACCGGUGCAUGGCGGUGCGCGGCGUGCUAUGAUAGCCUUCGGCUUCAUUUGGAGUGACGGACCAUUCAACUUCGGAAUCAGGGCCACUUGCCCCCGGGCCCGGGCCGGGCCGGCUUUUGUCGGUUCAACGAUUCUUGGUCUCCUAGAGUACCGACGGAUAUAUCGCUGA